AUGACGGUGGUUGGUGGAGCAGGUGAAAGUUUGAGUGCAAGGCUGGAUGUUUAUAAUUUGGUUGACAAUCCUAAAGAUGUAAAUUUAGAAAUUCCAGAAGCUGAUACAAAAGUAAAUUGUCGUUAG
This is a messenger RNA of Entrophospora sp. SA101, 126 nucleotides long. The record is from the annotation of a GenBank genome assembly. Lineage: Eukaryota; Fungi; Glomeromycota; Glomeromycetes; Entrophosporales; Entrophosporaceae.